AUGGCAGAACAACCCCCCCGCGCAGACCUCACAAAACGCCAAAUCCCCUUCAUGACCCUCGCAUCAGGCGACACCGCCACGCUCCCAGGCGGACCCGCCCGCACCGCCUCCGCGUCCGACACACCGGAAUCCCGCUUCGCCCUCCCGGGCACAGCAGUCCUGACAGGCGGCACCGGCGCCAUCGCCCACGCCGUCGCGCGCGCGAUGCUCCAGCACGGGCUGACGGGCCUCAUGCUCCUCGACCUAGACGUCUCCUCCCCCGCCGCGGAGACGCAGAUCGCGUCUCUGAGGACCGAGUUCCCGGCGACCAAGAUCCUUGCCAGGAGCGUGGAUGUCACGGAUGAAGGGGCCGUCAAGGAAGCCAUGGAGGUCGCGGCGAGCGAGUUGGACGGGAUCGAUUACUUGGUUUGUUUCGCGGGGGUGGUGGGCUGCCACCACGCGCUCGAGAUGUCGGCCUCGCAGUUCCGGAGGAUACUGGACGUCAACACCACGGGCGCCUUCAUCUGCGCGCAGGCCGCCGCGCGCAUCUUCGUGAAGCAGGACCGCGGGGGACGGAUCGUGUUCACGGCGAGUAUCUCCGCGCACAGGGUGAAUUUCCCGCAGCCGCAGGCUGGGUAUAAUACGAGCAAGGGCGCGCUGCUGCAGUUGAAGAGUAGUCUGGCGGCGGAGUGGGCGCGGUACGGGAUCACGGUGAAUAGUGUGAGUCCGGGGUACAUGGACACGGUGUUGAACGAGGGGGAGGGGUUGAGGGAGGCGAGGGAGGUGUGGGCGGGGAGGAACCCGACGGGCAGGAUGGGGUUGCCGGAGGAGUUGGGGGGUGUCGUGGUGAUGUUGUGUAGUCGGGCGGGGAGUUAUUUUAAUGGGAGUGAUUUGGUUGUUGAUGGGGGCGGUGUUGUGUUUUAG
Molecule: messenger RNA, 903 nt
Organism: Colletotrichum costaricense
Lineage: Eukaryota; Fungi; Ascomycota; Sordariomycetes; Glomerellales; Glomerellaceae
Product: short chain dehydrogenase
Exons: 1
Coding region: 1-903 (300 amino acids)
Cellular component (GO): intracellular anatomical structure
Molecular function (GO): oxidoreductase activity, acting on NAD(P)H, oxygen as acceptor
Source: RefSeq, a predicted model, not a curated record